CAGAUAAAGACAUUCACACCUUUUUAAGAAAUGUCCAAACCCAACACCAUUUCAUUUUUCUCCAUCUUUGAAACAAACACCAAAACCCACACCCAUCUCUAAAAUCUCCUCCAACAAACAUGGCAAUGAGCAACAACAUCAUAGGAUUCAUAAACCUCCUCGCCGUAAUCCUCUCCAUCCCAAUCAUCGCCGCUGGAAUCUGGCUAACAAACGAACCAGCAGACACGUGUGUCAAGUUCCUCCAAUGGCCAGUAAUAAUCCUCGGCGUUCUUCUCUUAAUCGUGUCCCUCGCUGGUUUCAUCGGUUCCUUUUGGAGAAUCCCAUGUCUCUUGAUAUUCUACCUCGUUGCAAUGCUUGUGCUUAUUAUACUUCUCGUUUGUUUGGUUGUUUUUGUUUACAUGGUCACUGUUCGUGGCCAUGGCAUGAUUGAACCUAAUCGGGCUUAUUUGGAAUACCGUUUGGAUGAUUUUUCUGGCUUUCUUAAAAGGAGAGUGAGAAGCUCUUUUAAAUGGGAUGUUAUCAGAAGUUGCUUAAGUGAAACUAACAUGUGUGCUGAGUUGAACCAGAAUUUUCGUAUGGCUCAGGACUUCUUUAACGCACGUCUCACGCCAAUGCAGACUGGAUGCUGCAAGCCACCAACACAAUGUGCAUACACAUUUGUGAACCCAACCUAUUGGAUUAGUCCAAUAAACAAUGCAGCAGAUAUGGAUUGUCUUCAAUGGAGCAACGACCAGACACAACUUUGUUACAGUUGUGAUUCAUGCAAAGCUGGUUUGUUGGCAAAUCUUAGGAAGGAAUGGAAAAGGGCAAAUGUGAUAUUGAUGAUCAGUGUUGUUGUUUUAAUUGUGGUUUAUUUGAUUGGGUGCUUUGCUUUUAGGAAUGCCAAAACGGAAGAUCUCUUUCGCAAAUACAAACAAGGCUACACUUGAUCAUCACAAGGUUAAAUUGCAGGGUCAUUUUGUUUAGUUUAAUAUUAGUGGUUGGGUUGGGAGAAAAGUUAAAGAAUUUUAUGUAUGAAUUUGUGUGUUCACUUAUUUUGAGAAGAAAAGAUGCUUGUUUAUUUUAUGGGUAGUGAGGUGUUACUUGAGUUGAGCGUGAUUUGGGGAGGCCACCGAAAGAUGAUGUCUCGAAAAUCGAGUGUGCAAAGACGGUCAAUAGAGGACUUUUGUUUCUUGUUUGUCCUGUCUUAGACUCAUAGGCUAUCUAUGGGUUUUAACAGAAAUUUGCAUAUCUAAUGGGAAAUGGAAUCUCCCUUCCAUGUUUUCA
Molecule: messenger RNA, 1266 nt
Organism: Lathyrus oleraceus (garden pea)
Lineage: Eukaryota; Viridiplantae; Streptophyta; Magnoliopsida; Fabales; Fabaceae
Product: protein TORNADO 2
Exons: 2
Coding region: 120-929 (269 amino acids)
Biological process (GO): auxin-activated signaling pathway
Cellular component (GO): membrane
Source: RefSeq, a predicted model, not a curated record